AUGAGGUUCGCCCCGCUCCAGGACCGCAUGGCAGUGAUGCCAUUCACGCUGCGCUGUCUGCGGCUGUUUGGACUUCGCGGGGAUCGCCGCAAUCGGGUGCACUUUGUGCUGGCCCUGCUGUACCGCGUCGUGGUGAUUUACGUUCCGAAGCUGGUGUUUGGCUUUCGGGAUCGGGUCGAUUUGGUGAUAAGGAGCAUUUCGGAGCUGUUUUUUGAGUGCCACAUCGACUUGAAUGCCGUUUUGUUUGCGGUCAAGUUGGACGAGUUUGAAGAGUUGCUGUGUCUUUUGCGGAAGUUGUACAAUAAGGUUAAAACUCUGGACGCCAAAUCACCGGAAAGGAUGAUCAUCGAAGCUUCGAACCUAGCUAUUGAUAAACGUUCCAAGUCAUACGUCGUGUACGUUGCAAUCGCGUGCACAAUCUUCUUCUGGGUUCCCGUGGCUCAAACGACGGGUAUUUGGAUCCUAACCCAUGGUUCAAAUAGUACUGAUCGGCCGGAGUUUGUAACCAUGAUGGAGUUGAACUUCUACGGCAUGGACAAUCGUAAGGAUAUCGUACAUUACGUAAUAUAUGCGGCCAUUUCCGGCGUUGCUCAUUACUACGCUGCGGUUUACUUUGCCCUGUCCGGAAUAGUGAUCUUCGGUUGCGUCAAGUCCAUUGCUGCUCUGUUUGAUAUGGUGUCAGCCAGGCUGGCAGCACUGCACGAGCUUUCCGGCAGGGAACUUCGUGAGGAGUUGGUUGAUCUGAUUGAGCUGCACGUUGAUGGAUUAAGAUGCAUCGAACUCUUGGAGAACAUCAACAACCUUGCAAUGAUGGUACAAAUGAUCAAUUGUGUACUUAUUUGGAUCUCGAUGUUCCUCUCAAUCAGCUCUCAUUUCACCCCAGAGGUAGUCAGUUUGAUGGUUCUUUUACUCGUGACGACUGGCGAAACAUACGUUCUGUGUCAACUAGCAACCGAGCUAUCUCAAGUGAGCCUCACCAUAACGGACUCAAUCUGGAACUCCAACUGGAUCGGACUGCCCGUUGACGUGCAGAAGGGACUCGCGAUGAUGUUGCAGCGGGCUCAGAAAAAGGCAGGUCUUACGGCGGCCAAGUUCUGCUUCAUGGACAUCGAGCGCUUUGCCCGAGUGGCGCAAUCCUCGUACUCGGUCUUUGUGAUUUUAAAGGAUAGCAUUUGAACUGUUUCAAUGGUAGAUAGU
This is a messenger RNA of Culex quinquefasciatus (southern house mosquito), 1197 nucleotides long. Its product is annotated as odorant receptor 4. Gene Ontology annotation, cellular component: plasma membrane. Gene Ontology annotation, molecular function: odorant binding; olfactory receptor activity. The record is from RefSeq and is a predicted model, not a curated record. The transcript is spliced from 6 exons. NCBI's taxonomy places the organism in Eukaryota, Metazoa, Arthropoda, Insecta, Diptera, Culicidae. The coding region runs from base 1 to 1176 and encodes 391 amino acids. Gene Ontology annotation, biological process: sensory perception of smell; detection of chemical stimulus involved in sensory perception of smell.